Messenger RNA from Chelonus insularis, 1219 nucleotides. RefSeq lists its product as uncharacterized. The transcript is spliced from 6 exons. The coding region runs from base 60 to 1205 and encodes 381 amino acids. The record is from RefSeq and is a predicted model, not a curated record. Lineage: Eukaryota; Metazoa; Arthropoda; Insecta; Hymenoptera; Braconidae.
GAGUAGCUCUUUUGAAGAUUGGAAAGUUCAACAAAAAACUGACGACUCAAUAUCAAUCGAUGAUAGUUGACAUUAUUGUUUGUGAGCUUUUACGUAUUCCACGACACGUUACAAAUGAUGAUCUUAGUGAAGUUGCUCAACAAAUAGUGCUGUUAUUUGAAGAAGAGUGUGUCGAAACAUUCUAUAUACCACCCGUGAAAAAAAGAGAUUCAAGAUCAAAUUUAUCAGAAGUUUCAAAAGGAAAGCUGCCAGAUAAACUUCGUAAUUUGAGAACAAUAAUUCGUGAAGCAGCUCGUAUUGGAAAAGAAGUAACGAUAUAUACAGAGAAAGAGAAUCACGACCAAAAAGAAAUAGCAACAGCAGAAGAAAGCAAAAUUUGGCUUGUGCAUAACAGAGAAUCGACUGAAGUAUUAAACCAUUGGAAUUCAUCGUACAUUCUGCGUGAAAUAGAUUUAGAUGAGAAGAACUAUGCUAGCAUUGAAGACGUGUUAAACAAUUGGCCAAUUUUAAAAGAAUCAAAAAGCUUUGAGCUGAUUGAGAAAGACUUUGAUAGAAAGUUUCCUAAUGCUGGUAACACUUUCAUCCUAGAAUGGGAUAAGUUUUUUGGAAAUCUAUUGAAUUUAUAUGGACAAAAAAUUACAGACCAGGAUUCUAUAUACGUAAAACUCUUAGAUAACAAGGACAGCCAACUUCGAGCAGACAGUAAAACUGCUAUACAGUUCUAUCUAUUAGCGAGUUUAAUGGCUCCAAAGUCUAAUAAAACAAGGGUUAAGAAAAAAGAAAAAACAACGAAUAAUGAACGAUUAGGUUUUUGGAAACCGAGUAUUGCUGAAUCGCGUGAAGGCUUCAUUCUUCACGUACAGAUUCCCGGAGACAUAGAGACUCGGAUAUAUUCUAAACAAAAAGCAUUGAUUCAAAAAGGAUUGCAUCUGCAGCCAUUAGUGAUUGCUAUAGGAGAAGAUUUGACGAAUAUUACUAAGUCGUAUGUAAGAUUUGAAUCAGUUACAUAUGAACUGCCAUCACUUUUAAAAGCUAUUGAUGUUCUGUUCAAAAUAUAUUUAGUUUUUAAUUUAGCUUACCCGUUAGAAUGCGAGAAUUUCUGUUACUUGAUACAGUGGGGAGUCUAUCAAAUUAAAACUAAAUCGGACACGAAAAUUCCGUUGGUAUUUAAUACAUUAAAUAAGUUAAAGCCCAAAGAUAAAUAACACUUUGUUAUAGU